Messenger RNA from Brassica napus (rape), 643 nucleotides. Its product is annotated as V-type proton ATPase subunit G1-like. The transcript has 4 exons. The coding region runs from base 122 to 460 and encodes 112 amino acids. Gene Ontology annotation, cellular component: vacuolar proton-transporting V-type ATPase complex. Gene Ontology annotation, biological process: proton transmembrane transport. The record is from RefSeq and is a predicted model, not a curated record. Lineage: Eukaryota; Viridiplantae; Streptophyta; Magnoliopsida; Brassicales; Brassicaceae. Gene Ontology annotation, molecular function: proton-transporting ATPase activity, rotational mechanism.
UUUAGUAGUUUACUUACAGUUAAAUUGGAUAGACGUGUGAGUGAUCAGAUCCCCUCUCCGAUUGAUUGAUUCUCUCCUCCUCCAAACAAGCCAAGCCAAGUUUGUGUAGGAGAAAAGAGAGAUGGAAUCGAGCAGAGGAGGAGGUCAAGGUGGGAUCCAGCAGUUGCUUGCUGCUGAACAGGAAGCUCAACACAUUGUCAAUGCUGCCAGAACCGCAAAGAUGGCAAGGCUGAAGCAAGCCAAAGAAGAGGCUGAGAAGGAGAUUGCCGAAUACAAGGCUAAAACUGAGCAAGACUUUCAGAGAAAACUUGAGGAGACAAGUGGAGACUCAGGUGCGAAUGUGAAGAGGCUGGAGCAAGAGACUGAUGCCAAAAUCGAACAGCUCAAGAACGAAGCUUCCAGGAUUUCCAAUGAUGUUGUGGAGAUGCUCCUCAAACACGUCACCACUGUCAAGAACUGAGUCUCACACUCUUAUUUAUUUCUCUGCUUUUUGUAAUUUCUCUCUUGUUGUUGUAUUCAUAUCUUGUUUGUUGUUGUUGGAUGCGAGGCUUGAGAUGUUAUGUAACCAAAUACACGAAACAAUAAUGUUUUGAGUCUUUUGCAAGAAAUAUUUCUUGAUGAAUAAAUCUCUUUUGAGAAAACA